This is a messenger RNA of Botrytis sinoallii, 1368 nucleotides long. RefSeq lists its product as uncharacterized. The coding region runs from base 1 to 1368 and encodes 455 amino acids. NCBI's taxonomy places the organism in Eukaryota, Fungi, Ascomycota, Leotiomycetes, Helotiales, Sclerotiniaceae. The transcript is spliced from 4 exons. The record is from RefSeq and is a predicted model, not a curated record.
AUGAAUUUGCCUUUCUUCGGCAUUGGUGGCACACCAUAUUCUGGGUCUGAGUCUGAUGAACAGAUACCAGUAGACUUGAUAAGUAUUGAUGAGAUCCAGAGAGCAGCUCAAAGAGAUUACCCGAAUGAAAGUUCCGAGAUUGCUCUUGCGAAGUACACCAUCGGAAACUUGAUCAGAGAUAUAGAGUUCGAGAAGAGCGGUAGUCGGUUUGUUUUUGACCCUAAUAUAAGACUCUAUUACGAUAAACAACAGCGUCGUGGCGAGCUAGUUACCUUCUUUUUUAACUCGGAGUAUCGCAAAGCACCUCGGCUCAAUGAAGUCGAUAGAACUUCUAACUUGUUAUUGCGUUGUCGUCAGUCGCUUUGUCUAGACCCUGGAGAUUCUUGGAAUCUACCGAUAUCUCACCCUCGUCAUAUUCUGAAGUUUCCAAAAGAAAUUAUCAGCAGAAUCCUUAAUUUCAUUCUCGUUCUAGAAGAAGAACAAGGCUCCUUGGUCCCAGACGCAAUUACCUGUAACCUCAACAGCCAGUUCCUCUAUCGAAAACCAGACUACAGUGUUCAUUAUUCCGAAUAUAUUGGUCCUAUAUGUCAAACGGAUCCCUGGCUUUACUCGCAGUACUCGAUUCGAUUCCGAAGAAAAACCCACAGCUUUUGCAAGCUCGAAACAGGCAGUCAGACAUUGUUGAAAAUGAAUCAUCUAGUUGACGAUCGCUUCAUCGACGCAAGUUGUUUACGUGUCUUUGGAAGCGCGUGCAUGGUAGAUGAAAGUAACCCCAGAAAAAGAAACCAGUAUGCGAAAUUUCGGACGCCUGAUCCAAGUCUGCUCUCUCUCAGUGAUUGGAAUAAUGAAAUUGGUAAAGGCAUUUCUCAAAUCAAGGAUCCUUCCUCGGUAGACCGAAUGAGUUGGCUGUACUACGACCCAUUUCUUCGAUUUCUUCAUUCUAUAGGUUUGAAAAAUGCAGCCUUCUUGAAAACGCUUCAAUUUACUGGAAUAGCCAGAACUUAUACAAGCCAUUUACCUAGAGAUCAUAUUGCCGCCCUACCGUCAGAUGACAUACGACCUAUUUUACAACUUUACGUCAAAUUUAUCAACCAACUUUGUCCAGGAAUACAGCAAAUCACUUUAAACAUCCAUCCAGAAGAAAGGGGGGACGGAAAUCUCGAAAAGGAUCUAUCUCUACUCUUGGGAGAUCAUAUCAGGGAGCUGAAGACUGUCAAGACAUUGAUAUUACGUACUGCUGACAGUAGUCAGUCUGAGAAGUACGUUUCCAUGAAAUUUCCCCUUGCAACAGAGACAAUGCAAUGGUUUACAGACAGAACAGCGAGAAGAGUAGCUGAGGAUCGCAAACUCGCAGGAUUUAUGCUUUAG